Messenger RNA from Fopius arisanus, 3897 nucleotides. RefSeq names its product Pre-mRNA processing factor 4 kinase (gene Prp4k). Bases 154 to 3051 code for a protein of 965 amino acids. NCBI's taxonomy places the organism in Eukaryota, Metazoa, Arthropoda, Insecta, Hymenoptera, Braconidae. The record is from RefSeq and is a predicted model, not a curated record. Gene Ontology annotation, molecular function: ATP binding; protein serine/threonine kinase activity. The transcript is spliced from 6 exons. Gene Ontology annotation, biological process: mRNA cis splicing, via spliceosome; peptidyl-serine phosphorylation; peptidyl-threonine phosphorylation.
GGCAACACUGGUGGUGGGUUGCACUAAAAGAUACGACAUGUAACAAGAUGGCGAUGAAUUGAUGAACCGCCGAGUUAACGUGAACGUCUGUCGUACUUGUGUGAUCAUUGACAAUUUAUAAUAAACUCGAUAAUUAAUUUAUUACAGCUAGCAAUGGGUUCCUCUGAUUUGGAGUAUCUUGACUCAAAGCGCGAUGUACAAAGCUUCGAUGAUGACUCUGACAUUGCGGAGCAGAGGAAAAAGAAGAAGAGAAAACACAAACACCAUAAACAUAAAAAGGAUAAAAUUGGAGAUAGGGAGAGAGAUGAAGUCAAAUCAGAGCGCCAGGAGAGGAAAAAACAUAAAAAACACAAGAAGCCUCGAAAAGAGCGUGAGCCAGAAAAUGGAACCUCUGAAGAGAAAAUUCGUCAUGUUACGAAAGACGUGCCCAGAGUUAAUGGUAAACUCGAUCACGUCAUGGAAAUUCCAUCCACCGAGAGCGAAGACGAGAAACUCGUCGACCUGGACUCUGAUGAGGUCGACUGCACGAUAAUCGAGGAUGACAUCGACCUAGAGGAGCUGAUGAAGCAGAAAGAGCGGCUGCAAGCCCGUCUAGUGCAAUACCUCUCAGACGAGUCGGACAAGACUGAAAAGGAGCCAGAGCCCGAGGACGCCCUAAAACCCGACACUCCAGAUGUCAUAGUAGUCGAGGACGACAGCGCCGACGAUGUGUCCCCUAGGAAGAAACGUUACAGGAGCAGAUCUGGGAGCCGAGAGCGCAAGAAGAUAAAUAAGAUCGAGCGCCGAGUUGUGAUCGAUAUGACGCGUGACAAUAAGAAACUGAAGGAGGACUCCAAGGAUAAGAAAUUAGAGAAAAGACGGGAGGAAAAGGUUCGCCCUAAGGAAGACGUCAAAAGGGACGAUAAGAAGCCUGAGAAAUCCAAUCGGAAACAACUUGACAGAGAAAAAUCAAAAGAGGAUACCAGGAAGGACGAGCUUCGUAAGAAAAUUGACGAAGAAAAGCGAAAAGACUCGAGACGAGAUUCCCCGAGGAAGCGAGAUCACGAGCACAUGGAUGAUCGUAAACGUGAGGCUGAUCACUCGUUGAAAUCUAGAGAGACAAGGAAUGACCGGAGAUUCAGUAAGGAUCGAGAACGAAGAAGCAAAGACAGAAGCUCUCGUGAUCGUCACAGCAGUCGAGAUAAAAUUGAUGGAAGAGACCUGCACAGUAGCAGAGAUGGAUUGAUCUCUCGUGAUCGUCAUGGAUCGAACAGAGACAGAGAGAACAGUCGAGAUCGUCGAGACAGCAGGAAUUACGAUAGACCUCGUGAGCGCUCCAGAAGCGCUCGAAGAUCGCGUUCGCCACGUCACAGGGGCGAUCGGGAAAGAAACGAAAGAUGGAGAAGGUCUCGAUCGAACUCUCGAGGUCGAAGAGAUAAUCGACAUGGGAGAGAUGACAGGGACAGAGAGAAGAAUGGAAAACGCGAGAGGAAUGAUAAAUACAAAGAUUCUUUGUCAGAGGGACUGAAGAUCGACAAAUCGGAAAGCUCCAGUGAAGAGGAGAUCAAAGAUAUUGAUAUCGAGGAGGAGGAGGACGAGGAGGCAAUCAUCGAGCGCAGGAGAAAACAGAGGGAGGAAUUGUUGAAGCGACUGGGAGGUCCAGCAGAGGAUUCAAAUCUUUCCGCUGAUAUGAGCAUCACUGCCGCGUCUCCUCGCACUGUCCAGUCGAAUUCAUCCCCAAAAUCUGUGGAAGUGGUGAUGAAUAACAACGAGUCAACCUCUGAGAGUCACACACCUCCUUUGCCCAGGGAGAAAUCACCGCAGUCUAUCAAGAGACGAAAGUCCAGAUUCGAUGAUCCACCUGAGGACAAGGAGAAUAAGGAAACAUUCGAGGAGAAGGAGAAGAAUAAUGGCAAGGAUGAGAAAACCAUCUCCAAGAAGGCUAAUGAGUGGGACAUGUUCGCUGAGGCUGAUAACAUCACCGAUUUUAAUAGCCCCACGGUUGAGGGGAAGAGACCUGGGGGACCCGAUAAUCCGAGCUUAACUGAUAACUGGGAUGAUGCUGAGGGCUAUUAUAGAGUUAGGGUUGGGGAGACACUUGACUCGCGGUAUGUGGUUUAUGGGUAUACUGGACAGGGUGUGUUUAGUAAUGUUGUCAGGGCUAGAGACACUGCCAGGGGGAAUAUGGAUGUUGCUGUGAAAAUUAUUAGAAACAACGAAAUCAUGCAUCGGACUGGACUGAAGGAAUUGGAAGUCCUCAGGAAGCUCAACGACGCUGACCCAGAGGAUCGAUUCCAUUGUUUGCGUUUAUUCAGGCACUUUUUCCACAAAAACCACUUGUGCAUGGUGUUUGAACCACUGGCAAUGAAUUUGAGAGAGGUCCUGAAGAAAUACGGAAAGGAUGUUGGGCUGCACGUGAAAGCUGUACGUUCGUACACUCAACAACUGUUUUUGGCAUUGAAACUGCUGAAACGUGCUAAUAUUCUUCAUGGUGAUAUUAAACCCGAUAAUAUUCUAGUCAGCGAGACGAAGCUCGUGCUGAAGCUUUGCGAUUUUGGAUCGGCCUCUCAUGCACACGAGAAUGAGGUCACGCCAUAUCUUGUCUCCAGGUUCUACCGCGCUCCAGAGAUCAUUCUUGGUAUCCCUUAUGAUUUCGGAAUUGACAUGUGGUCUGUGGGCUGCACCAUCUACGAGCUCUACACCGGAAAAAUCAUGUUCUCAGGCAAGACAAACAAUCAAAUGUUGAAAUUUUUCAUGGAUCUCAAAGGAAAAAUGCCGAACAAAUUAAUAAGAAAGGGAACAUUCAAGGAGCAGCAUUUCGAUUCAAACUGCAAUUUCCUUUAUCACGAAGUCGAUAAGGUCACCGAGCGGGAAAAAGUGGUGGUGAUGUCGACUCUUCCAGCGAGUCGUGAUCUUGGGACCGAGCUCGGAGGCAAUUCACUGCCAGCCGAGCAAAAUCGUAAAGUUGGUCAGCUGAAGGAUCUCUUGGAGCGCACCUUAAUGCUGGACGCUGGCAAGAGAAUAACAGUCAACCAUGCACUGGCCCAUCCAUUUAUACAAGAAAAAAUCUAGGUAACCCCUAGUGCCCGAGGAAUUCAUCGCGCACGGAGAGUUAUCUCAGUGGGAUUAAUAACGUAAUUCUUUAAUGUUGAAUUUCGAAACAUUUUUAAUGUUGAGUUUUUUAUCUUCAAAUUGAGCUGAACAUUUCACGCAAGACAAGUCGAUAAUUUUUUUUGGGGGGGGGAAAGAUUAAUUUACUGGAGUGCUUGAGAUGAUUCGUAUUUUAAAUAAUUAUUUUAGUUAUCAAUUGAAUUGCAAAUUGAAUUGAAUCCCGUUUUCUUUUGCUGUGGGAAUUCACUCUACUCUAAAAUUAAUUAAUGAAUUUGGGGUGAAAAUAAAUCAAUUGAGCAUAAUCAUGGAUAUAGCUACUAGAAUAUAUGAGAUAUAUAUGCAUAUAAAAGUAAAUGUUUUCUCUUUAUAUCUAUUAUCACCAGAGAUCGCGAAUUUUCACAGUAAUGGUAAAUAUUGUUCAAUGGAUUUUUGGUUUCUUAUAAUUUAUACCACCGUACGUCAUGUCGCACGGCGGUUCAUUCAAUUUUUCGUUCAAUUAUUUUGGGAGACGAUUACCAGUGUUGCCGAAUUGUUGAUUGCUACGUUCAUAGGAGAACAUAAAAAAAAAUUUAUGACACUGAAUACCCACGCGUUUACACAAUCUUACGAGGAAAAUAGAGGAUAUGAAAAACUACAUGACUCAUUUUAUCACAUAAAAACCACACAGCAUGCGGACGCAAAACUACACUAGAAAAUUAAAUGAAAAAUCGAUAGAAAGAAGAAAUUGGUGUACUAACAUCUGAAGAGGACGAUGAAAAUUGUAUAGUAAUUAGGCUUGUAGUUGAAAUAAAAGGCUUGGAUGAUUGA